This is a messenger RNA of Tetrahymena thermophila SB210, 360 nucleotides long. RefSeq lists its product as hypothetical. The transcript is spliced from 4 exons. NCBI's taxonomy places the organism in Eukaryota, Ciliophora, Oligohymenophorea, Hymenostomatida, Tetrahymenidae. The record is from RefSeq and is a predicted model, not a curated record.
AUGAGCCAAUUAAUUCAAAAUACUGAAAAGGAAUUCUAGGAAUUGACUAAAAAAAUGGAAACUGCAUACUCAUCUUAAACUCAAGAUGUUUAAAAGAACUUAUUAAAUGACUUGAUUGAAAUUAGAAAAGCUCUCUAUACAGAUUUAAGCAAUUUUUAGGGUGAAAAUUUAGAUGAAGAAAAUAAGAAAUUAAGAGAAGAAAAUGCAAGAUUAAAUUACAGAAUUGAAAUAUUAACUAAAAGUCUCAGAGAAGUUUUAAACAACAAUAAAGUUAAGGAACUCGAAAAAGAAAACGAAAAAUUGUAAUACAACGUUAAUCAUCUUAGAAAUAUUGUCAGAGAAAAAGUUCUUAACAAUUGA